AUGAUUGCAGGACUUGCAAAGGCUGCUGAACUGGUGUCGGCAAAUCUGGCAUCCUACAUAGGUCACAUGUCCUGCAUGCGUGAACAGCUGAUCCAACAGCUUUGUAAGGCCUUUCCUCCGGUGCCUGGCCAUCCAAAUAUCAUCAUCUUUGGUGUCCAUCGCGGUCUGUCCUCGAAUCUGAAUGGUUUUACUCGCCUGGAUCCACAAAGACUCACAGUUCUACCAAAUACCGUCAACUUAGCGUUCAGUGGACCACCAUAUCUCGAUAGUCGCGAGAUCCUGGCCCUUUGUCCGAAUCUUCAUGCGAGCCGCGGGGCGGCAUGCCAUUCGGACCAGACAGGUUCCAGCGUUUUGCUCGCAUGCGGAUAUUCCAUUGAAGAAUCCAGAUCAGCCAUUCGUCUCAGUGUAGGUCGUGAUACAACCUCCGAAGACAUUCACAGCACAGUAGCUGCACUUCGCACGGCCGUAUCUCAGCUCUUCUCGUCCAACAGUGCGACCAUCUAAGUGAACGGGACCCAAUGAAGCAUUCUACCACACCGUGCAAUCAGUUCCAUUUUUUCGCCAUUUUCCACUGAAUUUUUCAUAGGUUUGAUUAUUAGUCGACAGUUGAUUUCCCCUUUGAGCCAUAUUUGGCCAUUUUCUCGAUCAUUUGUAGGUUUCACGUCUGUUUUUUCGUG
Messenger RNA from Opisthorchis viverrini, 677 nucleotides. RefSeq lists its product as hypothetical. Bases 1 to 504 code for a protein of 167 amino acids. The record is from RefSeq and is a predicted model, not a curated record. Lineage: Eukaryota; Metazoa; Platyhelminthes; Trematoda; Opisthorchiida; Opisthorchiidae. The transcript has 3 exons.